Messenger RNA from Vitis riparia (riverbank grape), 1097 nucleotides. Its product is annotated as xyloglucan endotransglucosylase/hydrolase 2-like. The record is from RefSeq and is a predicted model, not a curated record. NCBI's taxonomy places the organism in Eukaryota, Viridiplantae, Streptophyta, Magnoliopsida, Vitales, Vitaceae. Bases 71 to 958 code for a protein of 295 amino acids. Gene Ontology annotation, biological process: xyloglucan metabolic process; cell wall biogenesis. The transcript is spliced from 3 exons. Gene Ontology annotation, cellular component: apoplast; cell wall. Gene Ontology annotation, molecular function: xyloglucan:xyloglucosyl transferase activity; hydrolase activity, hydrolyzing O-glycosyl compounds.
CUCUCUCUCUCUCUCUCUCUCUCUCUCUCUCUCUCUCUCUCUCGCACGCACACACGCACACACUCAAAAGAUGGAAGCUUUUUCUUCUCCUAAAGUUUCAUCACUGCUCUUAUUUUCUCUCUUUGUGAGUUCAUUAAUGGCUACUGCUUCUGCUGGUAAUUUCUACCAAGACUUUGAUUUAACAUGGGGUGAUCGACGUGCUAAAAUAGUUGAUGGAGGAAAGCUUCUCAUGCUUUCACUCGACAGGGCCUCCGGCUCGGGCUUCCAGUCCAAGAAAGAGUAUCUGUUUGGAAGAAUCGACAUGCAACUCAAGCUUGUUUCCGGUAACUCUGCAGGCACCGUCACUGCAUACUAUUUGUCUUCUCAAGGGCAAACACAUGAUGAGAUUGAUUUUGAGUUCUUGGGAAACCUUAGUGGAGACCCUUAUAUUCUUCAUACCAAUGUGUUUACCCAAGGGAAGGGAAACAGAGAGCAGCAGUUCUACCUCUGGUUUGAUCCAACAAAAAAUUUCCACACCUAUUCUAUCAUAUGGAAUCGCCAAAGGAUCAUCUUCCUGGUAGACAACUUCCCCAUAAGACAAUUCCAGAAUCAAGAAUCAAUUGGUGUUCCUUUUCCAAAAUCUCAACCCAUGAGGAUAUAUUCAAGCCUGUGGAAUGCUGAUAACUGGGCAACCAGAGGCGGGGUCGUAAAGAUUGAUUGGUCUAAGGCUCCUUUCACAGCCUUCUAUAGAAACUUCAAUGCUGCCGCCUGUAUUUGGUCCUACGGUUCUUCAUCUUGUGCUUCCAAGUCUGUUAGUCCAAUGUCAAAUAUUGGUUGGCAGACUCAAGGACUAGACGCAAAAAGCAGAAGAAGACUCAGAUGGGUACAAAGGUAUUACAUGAUUUACAAUUAUUGCACUGACAUGAAGCGUUUCCCAGAGGGUAUCCCGCCAGAGUGCCGACGUUCAAGGUCCAUUUAGAGAGAAAGUAUUACUUAUUGCAUGAGUACUUUGUGAAAUAUCUGUUGGUGAAGGGAUGCUUAUCGCCAAUAUUCUAGCUUAGGAGAUUGUAAAUGAAUUAAAUAAAGGAAGUUAUUUAAUUUGAGCUACAUCUUGUUUU